AUGAUAAAUCCAACGUUAAAAAAAAUCCUCGACAUUUGUGGUAUUGUAGCACUUUGUGUUGCUGCAAUUGCAGCAGCUGUUUUUCUUCAGAUUCUUUUUGAAACUUAUCUUGGUAUGGCUAUAGAUAUGCUGCGUAAAUUUUUUCUUGCACAAAACGCAAGUGAAGGAGUAGCUAUAACAUUAAGUGUGUUGGUGGUAAUGGCUGCUUUGAUUGUCCUUCCUUUUGCCUGUUAUUUGAUACAUAAAGUAAAUUCUGCUUUUACAGAGAAAAUUGAAAGUAGUUAUGAGUCUUUCAAAAAUACAAAUUUGUCAGAUAAUCAGAAUAUGUUUCUUGAAAUAUAUAAUGACCCAACAAUAAGUCUAAAGGAUAAGAUACUGUUUUGUGCCAUAUAUGCAGUAUAUUGCAUUCAACGACCAUUUCUAUACUGUGCGUCGAAGGUAUCAUUAGUCAAUAAGUGGGUGCUCGAUGCUAUUUUUAGCGGCCAUGGAAAAGGAGGCAAUGGGAUUGUGGUUUGCGCAGCCUUAACGUUAUUAAAUGCUAUAAUAUUAGCUCCAGUGGCACUGCUUGAGCUAAUAAAAUAUCCAUUGAUAAAAUUAUUCUCACCGCUUGGGUUGAAUGUAGCACAACUAAGCUUUUUGUUUAAUACAAGCGAUGUAGGUAGCAGUGGUCAGAGUGUUCAUACGAAGAGUUUUGAACAUAGUGUUAUUCGAUGUGCUCAAGAGCUCAAAACAAAGUAUGGUACUCAGCCGAAUGUGUUGGAUAAAGAAUUUGAGAAUUAUAUCAAGAACUCAAAGGAACUUAACGAUCAGGAAAAAAAUCUACUGAAGAACUACCUUAACUUUGAUGGUUCUAACAGGCAAAAUUGGGCAGAAUCCCAAACCAAAAUGACGCUUACACAAGCUGCAAAUUUAGUUUUAACUGCAGCCCGAGAACAAAAAUUAGAUAUGACUCUCUUGAAAGACGUAUUGCGAAUUCGGUUGCAAGAGGGAAUAGAUCUAUGUUAUCUUGGGAUGUUUGUUCGUGUUGUUUACACGCUUGGCGGCUUUGAAAAAAUAAAUAAUUUUAUAGCUGGAGCAAACGAGCAAGUAAAUAACAAAACUCCUGAACUUACUAAACAAUUUCUUCUAGGUUGUAAUCGUAAAGAGAUAGAAUUUUUAAAAGACAAUUUUGAUGCUUUUUAUUUUGAAAGGGAUAUGAAUCCUAAAGUAAAAGAUGACAUGAGUAGAUUAAUGAAAGAUGCAACACAGUAUGUUUUUAAUGAAUUAUAUAUGGAGUAUUAUAAUCAGUAUGGGAAAGGAGAUGAAGGAAUUAGCAGAGGUUUUAUAAAGCAUAAAGUAAAAGCAUUAAUUACAGGUGAAGAUAUAAAAGAGGCAGUAAAUGCUGUAAUAGAUGACGUUCAAACUCCACCUACUUAUUUUGAAAGAGUAAAAACAUUUUUCUGUGGAGCAGAGCGUGCCAACCAACCUGGUUGUUAGCUUUAUUAGAUCUCUUUCGCAACUGAUUUACGGUGAAAGGAAAAGUGCACAGUAAAAUGUUCGAACGUCUA
Cinara cedri is the source of this 1547-nucleotide messenger RNA. The record is from the annotation of a GenBank genome assembly. NCBI's taxonomy places the organism in Eukaryota, Metazoa, Arthropoda, Insecta, Hemiptera, Aphididae.